AUGGGACAGCCAGGAAGGGGAGCCUCAUCGAACCCUGGAGGAACAGCUGCGACUACAAAUCAGUCCAGCACCCUCGAGCGGUUCAAGCAUGCGUGCUCCGAAUGCCAAAGGAGGAAGCAAAAAUGCAAUCGGAUAUACCCUUGUAUACAUUGCCAAAGCCGGGGAGCCGAACGGCUUUGCAAAUACAUAGAAAAGCCUUGCAACGAUAGCUCCAACAAUAACAUUGCCAGUGGCAACGUUGAUUCCCUUGGACAGAAUAGUGCCGCUGUGGGCUCAGAGAGCUCAGAUCGUCUUUUACCUGGGCUGUCUGGUGACGACGACCUUACGCUGCCUUCCUUGGAUGCAGAGGUAUCGCCGCUCCUUGAACUACCGGAUUUGCUGAUGAAGAAAAAUGGCAUACUUACACGUAAAUUCUCAAAUUGUCAUUGCCCAUUCAUAGAUGCACUCGCCCUGAGCUUUUUCCAAAACGUAAACCCGCACUAUGGCAUGAUUCACAGAACCGACUUUGGCCGCGAGUACAACCGUUGGUGGAAAAAAAAGGACGCCAAUAAGCCGUUACCAGUUCCCUGGACUUGCUUGCUAUUGAUGAUAUGCGCGUGCGCCUGCCAGCAUUUGCCCAUCGAUAUACAGAAGAAACUUGAGAAAAUGCUCGGUGCCAGCUGCCAGGAACUUACCGAGUCUUUCCAUUAUUCAGCGCGAUAUCUCUAUAGCUCCAUGCCUGCUGAUCGUCACCACAAGAACAAUGUCUUGUGGAUGUUGCAUUCAACAUAUUGGUACAAGGCCGAGGCCAUGUUUGCUGAGGCUUGUCAUGUUUUCUAUACAGCUGUUCGCGAAGCCCAAGUACUCGGUAUGCCGUCUUAUCACGUAAUUUAUGGUGUGCCGAACUUUGAGCUCGAAAUACGGCGGAGAGCUUGGUGUGUAAUAGAUUCGUGGGACUGGCAAAUAGCUUCCGGACUUUGCCGAAAAACGAUGAUCGAUCACAGCGCGUGCAGUGGGAAACGCCCGUCGCUGACGUUGGAACGGGACGGGGAGUUUUCUCCCCUGAUGCACAUGAACAUGCAAUCGGAUCUGAUCCACAGAUUGGCUGGGCGCUUCCCAUCCCCAUCUCAAGUCCAAACGCGCAGUGAGAUCAUGGAAUACAAAGACAUGAUUGACGAAUGGAUGCUGAAUUUCCCUCCCAUAUUUGCGUUGGUCGACCCGGACACGUCAAACGACAAGAGGCAGGCUUGGAUCGAGUAUCACCGCCACUACAAUUACACCAUGGGAUAUAUGAUGGUCCUUAACCCAUUCCGCCCACAUAUGGCGCUGCCUUACAACGACAAGUCUUCCGAGGAGGAGCUAGAGCUCCGAAGGAUUGCUGUUGAUUUGACGUUGCACUUAGUGCAAGUCCUGGAUAACUGGCUUAAAUUUCUCACCUUUCGGGACGGGCGAUUCCACUUCAUCAUCUUUUCUCUUGUUGAUGCCGCAACCGUGCUGAGCAACAUGGUGCUCAAUGAUAAAACUAAUACACUUCCUCGCCGGGACGAUGUUUACCGCACUAUUAAGACUGCUCUGGUGCUCCAGAGGAAGCUCUACUUCCUUUCAGACUCUGCCAAACUAGGAUUUAGAAUGGUUCAGAGAAUUGCUAGA
Molecule: messenger RNA, 1629 nt
Organism: Trichoderma virens Gv29-8
Lineage: Eukaryota; Fungi; Ascomycota; Sordariomycetes; Hypocreales; Hypocreaceae
Exons: 6
Biological process (GO): DNA-templated transcription; regulation of DNA-templated transcription
Cellular component (GO): nucleus
Molecular function (GO): DNA-binding transcription factor activity, RNA polymerase II-specific; DNA binding; zinc ion binding
Source: RefSeq, a predicted model, not a curated record